This is a messenger RNA of Hipposideros armiger (great roundleaf bat), 1457 nucleotides long. It is a transcript of the gene MS4A10, whose product is annotated as membrane spanning 4-domains A10. Lineage: Eukaryota; Metazoa; Chordata; Mammalia; Chiroptera; Hipposideridae. The transcript has 8 exons. Gene Ontology annotation, biological process: cell surface receptor signaling pathway. The record is from RefSeq and is a predicted model, not a curated record. Gene Ontology annotation, cellular component: plasma membrane. The coding region runs from base 112 to 855 and encodes 247 amino acids.
CCUGACCUUCUGGUGCUGCCUGUGUGCGCCUGAGGUGGAACCAGGGGACAGAGCGCGGCUGGAAGCCCGGAGUGGAGGCCCCGGGGCCAGCCAGCCUCCUUGGCCCAAGUCAUGGCAGCAGAAGCCACCGGAGAAGCCAGAGUGAUUCCCAAAUCUGGAACUGGGGGGCUCAAGCCGUGGCAGGCGAUCAGUCCAGCCCAGCCUGGCCAGGCAAGUCUAUCCCAGAAGGCGGCCCAGCCGGGCCACCUACCUCCAGACUGGCACCAGGAGAAGUCCCAGAAGCCGAGAGGUCUUCUCAAGGAGCUGGGCGCCUUCCACAUUGUCAUCGCUCUGCUCCACGUGUUCCUCGGGGGUUACCUGAUCUCUACAGUCAAGGACCUUCACCUGGUGGUGCUGAAGUCCUGGUAUCCAUUCUGGGGAGCUGCCUCUUUUCUCAUUUCAGGGAUCUCGGCAAUAGCAAUGGACACGGUUUUGAAAACAUACCUGAAGAUGUUGUGCCUGAUAACAAACAUCACCAGCUUCUUCUGCGUCCUGGCCGGCCUCUUUGUCAUGGCCAAGGAUUUGUUUCUGGAGAAUCCGUUUGAGUCCCCGAUCUGGAGACCGUACCCCAACAGCACAGUCCACAUCCAGAGGCUGGAGCUGGCCCUGCUCUGCUUUACCUGCCUAGAGCUCUUCCUGCCCGGGCCCACAGCUGUCAUAGCCUACAGGGACCGCUGUCUGUCUGCAGAGGAGGAUGACUUGUUUCUUGUUCCUGACACAAACGUGUUCAGGGCGCCUCCACCAUCUUAUGAGGACGUGGUUCAAGGUGACACACAAGAGGAACAAACGCAGAGUGGUUGCUCGGAGAGCUUGUGAAGCGAGCCAGAGAUGGGUCCUUGGAGCCCAGGAGGCCUGGCCUUCCCUAGACUCAACCUACUAAGAGUUUCUGGGGGAACUGUGGGUCUGAAUUCAUGGCUUCAGGGUGGGAGCAGCAGAGGGCUGAGGCGGACAGAAACCAUGGCCGGUUCCUCCCUCCUAAACCAGCAACGGCUCUGCCUGCCUCCCUGGGCGUCAGUGUCUCCAUCUGUGCCCUAAGGGGUCGAGUGGAUGAAGUGACCAGGACCUCCCCACUGGAAAGCUCUGAGAUCAGGAGUCGAAUUCCGGAUUCCGGUGGCGACAUCCAAGGUUGCCAACGAAACUUCAGAAUUCCACACCUACUUGUGCUAAGUAAAGACGGUGAGGGAGAGAGAACUGCCUCCCUCAUUUCGCAAAUCUCAGUCAUCCAGGACAAUCUUCGUGACUUUUGCUUAUUUGUAAAUUGUGCUCUGUUCCGUUUAUGUUUUCUUAAGUUGAUUUUUUUUAUCAUAUAAUACUAUUUUAGAAGGGUACUUUGUAUCAGCAACAAACAGGAAGUCCUAUCCUUCCAUAAAAAGAAGCUAACCACAAAAAUAAUGUAAACACAGUGAAAAUAAAGCAAA